AUGCCCAAAGCUCUGUCCACCAGGAUCGUGGGGGGGAUCUGGUGGUUCUUCACACUCAUCAUCAUCUCCUCCUACACUGCUAACCUGGCUGCCUUCCUCACGGUGGAGAGAAUGGACUCCCCCAUAGACUCAGCCGACGAUCUGGCCAAACAGACCAAGAUCGAAUACGGCGCAGUGCGGGAUGGCUCCACCAUGACUUUCUUUAAGAAAUCCAAGAUCUCCACAUAUGAGAAGAUGUGGGCGUUCAUGAGCAGCAGGAAGAACACGGCUCUGGUGAAGAACAACCGUGAGGGCAUCCAGAGGGUCUUGACCACAGACUACGCUCUUCUCAUGGAGUCCACCAGCAUCGAAUACAUCAGCCAGAGGAACUGCAACCUCACCCAGAUUGGAGGCCUCAUCGACUCCAAAGGCUACGGCGUUGGGACCCCCAUCGGCUCACCGUACAGAGACAAAGUGACCAUCGCUAUCUUGCAGCUGCAGGAGGAAGGUAAGCUGCACAUGAUGAAGGAGAAGUGGUGGCGAGGGAACGGCUGCCCAGAGGAGGACAGCAAAGAGGCCAGUGCUUUGGGUGUGGAGAACAUCGGAGGCAUCUUCAUCGUGCUGGCAGCCGGCCUGGUGCUCUCCGUGUUCGUGGCGAUCGGCGAGUUCAUCUACAAGUCCCGCAAGAACAUCGACAUCGAGGAGUUGAGCGUGGGCCAGUGCGAGUGGCAUCACAAGUAUUAA
Messenger RNA from Knipowitschia caucasica, 723 nucleotides. NCBI's taxonomy places the organism in Eukaryota, Metazoa, Chordata, Actinopteri, Gobiiformes, Gobiidae. The record is from the annotation of a GenBank genome assembly.